AUGAGUAAGCACCAUGCAAGGAAAAAGUUGUCGGAAAUAACAAACACGCAGCCUUCAAACGCAUCCGAAAAAUACGCCAAACCAGAGCUGUGCAUCGUCCGUCCAGAAGAUGCACUGAUCGAUCUGGAUGUCGUCGACAUACCAUCUGGAGACGGAGCAUUCGACGAUUAUCAGGUGAAGUAUCCCACAGAAUUUAAUCUAUACAGCUCCCACUUCUAG
This is a messenger RNA of Encephalitozoon cuniculi GB-M1, 219 nucleotides long. RefSeq lists its product as uncharacterized. Lineage: Eukaryota; Fungi; Microsporidia; Unikaryonidae. The coding region runs from base 1 to 219 and encodes 72 amino acids. The transcript has a single exon. The record is from RefSeq and is marked provisional.